Molecule: messenger RNA, 4314 nt
Organism: Cyclocybe aegerita
Lineage: Eukaryota; Fungi; Basidiomycota; Agaricomycetes; Agaricales; Hemipholiotaceae
Source: the annotation of a GenBank genome assembly
AUGUCCGAAAUCAACCUUGCGACGAAUUUUCGCUCAUCUCAAGAAUUUGUUCGAACACUCAAAUCUGCGUCGGAUCCGCCGGUAGCAGGAGGGCCAUGUAAGCUUGAGAUCGCUCAAGAAGCGUGGAAUAACCAAAAGUUUUACGUUCCAAACAAGGGGGAAAUCAUUGCUGAGUGGGUUCUAGGCAAAUUUCUGAAGGAGAAGGGGGGAGAGACCUCUUCAAACCCUAUCUUUGACGCGCGAUAUUGGCAACUUACCCUUGGUAUCAUCGCCCACCAACUCUCCGAAGAGACUCGCUCCGUGAAAACUUGGUUAACGCCGUUACUUCACCGGAUUCCACAAGGCCCAGUAGUUGCCGCUUUCCUUGAUUCUUUCAACGACACGCAAGUGGAUAACAAGGAUGACCUCGCCGACGUGGUCAGCGCCUCCCUUUCGAUCCUCUGGCCCGUCGCGCUUCAACGGAUGAGCGUCGAACUCUUACAAGAAUGUUUUGGGGCACUGCUGAUGCAACGACCGGGAACAACAUCCAGAGGGAUACACGGAAUUGGGCACAUUGUGGCCUCAUCCUAUCGCAGUUAUUUGGUCAAUUCAUCAAAUAAGAGAAAGCUUCACCAAUCCUUCCUACAAGCCCAUCUUGGAUCGUGGCUUAGAUGUAUUGCACCUCAAGAACCUGUAUUCGACGUCGAACUUACGGCUCUCAUUCACGAGGCCGGUACGAAAAUCCUUUUCAACCUCGAUAUUUUGCGCCACCAGCAUGAUGCAAGCGCGAAGGCCGAAAAUAACCUCCUUCAACAACUGUGUGCGAUCUCUCUCGAGAACCGAGAAUUGGUUCUUCGCUUGAUCCCAGUCCUCUACCGGGAUUAUAUUGCUGCACUUACAAGGCACCGUGGAGCUCUUUUCAGUCAAAGCUCACAAGGCCGACCUGGUGGAUCUCUCAACGAACUGCGGCAGUUUGGUAUCACUGCUUUUACUUCAUUCAUGGGAGUUGUAGAAGGAGGAAAUCCAGACCAGCUUGUUUGGGAAACGAAGUUUGCGCUUUUGCAAGCGGUGGACCAGGAGAAUCUUUUCGAUCGGCAGCAAAAGGAUGCCCAGGUUUCCUUCAAUCACAUCAUGGAAAGCAUCGUGGCCGUCCUCGACGAUAGUCGGAAGGAGGCGCCGGAGUGUGCUACGCUCGGUGUCCAGUGCCUGUCAACAAUCGCACGGAUAGACUACGACUUCCUCUCUCCGUUUAUCCCGCGGGUCCUGCCUCGUCUCCUUGAGGUGCAAAUUAGCAGUGAUGCGCACUUCCUGCUUCUUGACUCCAUUUUGCAACACCAUGUCAAGACAAGAACAAUACUGGCGUUGAUCGAGACUUUGUUCUCCUCUUUUUCAGCUCUGUCCGCUCCCUUUGGCUCUGCCCGAGAAUCAUAUCAACUUUAUUUUUCGAGUCCGGUCAUGCACGAUCAUCACCUCCAUCGACUUUCCAAAGCCUUACAAUUUUUUACGACUGAAGCUCAAUGUUUGCCUAUGAUCCAGUUUGUCUUCGAUGUGUGCAAGACCUCCUGGCAACGUUAUGGAGAACUGCCUCAAAAGGACGUCAGCAAUGACAGCCCGAAAAAGAAGCGCAAGUCUAUGAAUGCCGAUAACUCGAGCAGCGGUGAAGCAUUGGCUGUGACAUACGCAUUAGUUGCUCGUAUGGCUUCCGUUGUGCUAUCUUCAUUGCCUAUCAAGUCUCUGUCGUCUGACACCCAGGAAAAAGUUCGAACGUCUCUUGAAGACUUCCGUUCCACCUUCAUCGAGCACUCUAUUUCGAAACCCCUGAAGAGCCUCAAAAAGAGGGAAGACACAGACGUCUGGGCUCCAGAAGUAUCUUUGGUAGCCAACCUGCGAUUCCUCUAUGCUCUUGGCAUCUCAGGGGACUUGUCCCUAUCCAGUCACAUCGACGCCGAAAUCCAAGCCAAAAUACUGUCAUUGGUUGCCCAAGACGGACAACUCCCCGAGCUGACUCUCGAAUUAUUUCGUGCAUUAUUUUAUUGCAUGUCGUUCAAGGAAGAAUCGGACCACGAGGAGACCAUCGACAAGAUGUUAGAUCACCUAGAGAAACAUUUCUCUCCUUCCCAUGUUCACUGGUCUGGCCAGAGCUAUCAUUUGACAAACAGUGCACCUGGAAGGAGCGAAUCAGCGUUCGCAAUUCUACAUAUGGUCUUCGACCGGUGGCUUCCUGACGUUGAUCGCCUCGCAUCGACCGAACAAUUGAAACGACUACUCAAACUUGUCAUGGCCAUCAAUCUCUCGGUGACCUCUCGUUCAGGCCGGAUUAUGUUACCAGAAGACCUCCUGAUACAGCUUCUGCAUUCUGCCCAAUUCUGGGAGUUCCGAAACAUCCGCGACGUGUUCGUUGAUCUCCUGCGGGAAACGACGGCGCCUCUAGACAACGUUGAUUCUAAACCCAAAAAAAUAUCCGCAAUACUGGAGAAGGCUUCAAUCUACCGACUCUUCUUGUUUUUCCCAGUCGACUAUUUCUCGCCGCGGACUCUGGGCCACCUCACUAAAUAUGCACUACAGGCCGAUUUCGCCUUGACCCAGCCGCCAUCCAGCGUAGGAGACGCGACGGUGGAGGCUUUAAUCCUUCUACGCGUCUUCUUGAAGAGGGCGUACGCCUACAGUGGGUCGCGGGGGCAGGAACCUAUUCAAGAUCAAUCAACAGACGUGUUGCAUUUCUUGAACGAAAGGCAUACCCAGAAUGAACGAUUCCGAGACGAGUUCAUUCGAGUCACACUGGACCUCACAGAUAUAUAUUUCAUGAAACUUCUGAAAGGGUCUUCUAAGAAUCCCUCGGCAUUGCAGAACGUAUUAGCAGCCUACAAUGCAGAAAUUUUCGUCAUGGCACCUGGAAUCACAUCUUCAAGCUUCACAAGACUGGUUGACAUUCUCACCCGCGACUUUUCGGUUCAUAGUAUGCACGAGUCGGUGCGUGCUGACCUCCGUAGACUCUAUAACACCAUAUCGUCGCCGCUGUUGCUGCACAUCAGCAGCUUCACCGCAAAGAGGAUCCAGCAAGCUAACAUCUCGAAUCUGGUGAAUUUGGUCACUGGAUGGCAUAGUUUACUCUGUCUUGAUAAGUGGCUGGGAUCUUCGGGAAUGACGACACUUCCGUGCAUUGGCAGAUAUCUUGCCGCAAUGUCGAUUUCUUCUAUAAAGGCACAGCCUGUAGAGCGGAACAUACAAGUUGAUGAGCUCUGCCUCAUCGCGCACUCCAUCCUCCUACAAGAAGUCGACCACAAGGCAGAAGCGGACCGCGAGGAUCAUUUGGAUGCCAUUGUCGCAACACAUAUUGCUUUUGCUGAGGUCCUCCGAGUCGACAGUCUCAGUAGAAUGGGCACAUACCUGGCGAAGAUCUGCCGCAAGAUAGUCCUUUCAGACUAUAUUCGCCUUCUCUCCACUGUUUCCGAUUUCCUGUCCACCCCAAACGCGAAUCCUGACGGUCAGCUAAGGCACCUAGUGCAACUGGCUUCCCUACUUGUUCGAGAACAUCCUUCGUAUUCCUUGGUCCACACCCAAAAGUUUAUGACGAAGUGCAUUGGAAUUUUCACCGGCCAUUCGGUAUUCGUGGAAGGACCACAAACCUUACGCCUGCAGGUUCUCGACAUGGUGGCCCAGCAUUGUGCAGAUCAGCAAGCGGCAUUGCGUUCCUUGGAUGUAGCUGGAAUAUGGUUGCUCAUAUCCAAAUUCCUGGCGCCUUCGAAAGACCACGACGAGGCGACUCAGCCAGAAAUAUUCCAGCAUAUCAUCAUGACCAUUAGUCCUCUCAUACGGCUCCGACGCGACCUGGUUACCCUCUCACUUCCUCACCUGGGAUUCAUCCUCCGUCAGCUCCUCCUUUCUUUGCGUGCAUGCCGUCCACACCUUGGGCCAAAGCAGCUAUCUCUCGUGAUGAACACACAGCCGCGGUGGAUAAGCUCUGUGAAAGCUCUAGGACCAGAGGAAGCAAAGGCACUUGGACGCCUAUUGGAGAGUUUGACCACGAAGACAACAAUGCGGCUGCCGACAUCAUCUAUCCUCGAAACACAAAAAGCGGAGUCUCUGGCGAGGCCAUUCUCCAAGCAUGCUGCGUAUGUCUUGAAGGCGUACAUCGAAGCCAUGAAUGACCCGUUGUGUGUCCUGUCAUUGGAGGUGAGGCAGGAGUUGGAGUCUGGGUUAUUCGUGCUUUGUGGGAUGAUGAGCGAACAUAGCCGAGACGCAUUGAUGGUCUCUGCUCUUGACGCCGGUGGUAAGGCGACGCUGAAGGCUUUAUGGAAGGAGUAUGAAAAGCAGAGAUAUGUUGGACGUGGUUGA